Eimeria maxima is the source of this 2391-nucleotide messenger RNA. RefSeq lists its product as hypothetical. The record is from RefSeq and is a predicted model, not a curated record. NCBI's taxonomy places the organism in Eukaryota, Apicomplexa, Conoidasida, Eucoccidiorida, Eimeriidae. Gene Ontology annotation, cellular component: spindle pole; centrosome. The coding region runs from base 1 to 2391 and encodes 796 amino acids. The transcript is spliced from 3 exons.
AUGACAGCAGCAGCAGCGGUAGGUAUCGCCAGUAGUAGCACUGUGUGCUAUCACAGUGAUGGCGGUGAAGAAGGAACAACUUCAGCAGCAGCAGCAGGCGCUGCCGCUGCCGCUGCUGCUGCUGCUGCUGCUUCAGUAGGGGACUUCCUGGGUACCCUGGGGAAGCUGCGUUCGUUGCUGCGUCGUAUGCACUACCCUGCAGUAACAGCAGCAGCGGCGACAGGCAGCGAGUGGUGCAGCAGCAGCAGCGAACAAGAAGCAGUUGCUGCGGGAGCUGUCGACGCACUUCUGCCCAUCAUUCACUUUGCAGUUUGUGACUUCAGCCCAAAUGUUCAUAGCUUUCUUCGACGCCGCGGCUUCGAGUUUCUCUUCAAGUCCGACAAGCGGUUCGUUGAGGAAGUCUGGAAAUUCCUGCGGCAAGAGUGUGGGUAUCGGCCUGCUUUGACGGCCUCACAGUUUCUGACACCCGUCGGCUUUGCGGAGAGGAAGCUGCUGCUGUGUUGUGACUUGCUUACGAUCGUCCGCGCUAUCCAUAAUCAGGUGCAGCUAGACAGACGCAGGGCCAAAACCUUGCACCAACACCAACAGCAACAGCAGCAACAGCAGAAGCCAACGGCCUUCAUGUUAGAAGAAACCGGGGCGCCCAAGAAAGCCGCUGCUUCUCCAAGUCUCCGCAGCAGCAGCGGCAGCUUCAGUUACAGGCAUCCGCUUGGAGGUGAACAGAAGCAACAACAAGAACAACAGCAACAACAGCAACAACACCAGCAAGGUUCCAGCAGCAGAAGUGGCAGCGCCCCAGUCCCUCAGGCUAGGCUGGCGAUGCCUGCAGCAGCGAUAGUGCCUCCUGCUGCGUUUUCUGUUGGAGCAGAACAGAGAGUGGUUUCUGCCCUCUUACAGAAUGUCGCCUCUAGUGUGUCUUCACUACAGCUCUCCGGGCGUGUGCAGUCGGCUAUCGAUGAUCUGCGGGUACAUAUGCAGCAGCUGGAGAGACGCGUUGCUGCUAUAGAGAAGAAGCAGCAGCAGCAUGAUGCUGCUGCUGGCGUGUUUUACCCUACAACAUCAGGGCUUCCCAAGGAGCCAUUUGCUGCUCCUGUUUCAUCUGCUGCUGCUUCGUGCAGCUGCGCUUGUAGCAGGCGAGCCUGCUGCGCUGCUAGCGAUAUUCCACUACAGCAGCAGCACGGAGCUACACAUCAACAUGGGCAGCAGCAGCACAAGCUGCAGCUACUGCAGCAACCACAACCAGUAUCUCAGCAGCAACAGCAGAUACUGCAUUACAACCAGCAUCUGCUCCUUGAGCAGCAGCGACUGCCCCAUCAGCAGCAGCAAGUGCAACAGCUGCAACACCAACAGCUACAGCCGCUGCAACAGCAGCAAAAGCAUCUGCUGAUGCAGCAGCAUGUGUUGGUCCCCCAUGCAGGAGGAUCGCUGCCUCUAAACGACUGGCAGCAGACUACAAGCGGACAUGCUGCCCCUGGUGCAGCAGCAGCACCUAACGCGGCAGCAUUGAGCUCAGCAACAACCGCAGCAGAUGAAAAGCUGGAGGAGAGCGUCAGACGGAUAUCGCAGAAGAUUCAGGCUCUUCAAGGAGCUCUCCAUGGACCUAGUGCAGCAGACCAUUCUGCUGUUUGUGCUGCUGCUUGUGGUGCUGUGGCUGCUCCCGUUGCUGCUGCACCCAUGGCAAGUUCAGCGGCGUCAGCAGGUCCUGGUGCUGCUGCGUGCGCUAACGACAUGACAGCGUUUGCGGACAUAGCAGCAGCAGCUGUUGCUGCAGCGGCAGCUACUGAGGGAAAAGUUUCUGGAAGGGCCGCUCCACCAGCAGCAACGACAACGCAAUUGGAACAGCCGCCUCCUUCGCCUUCCUUGUUUCCUGCUCCGGGCAGCACAUUAGCAAAGAGCGGCAACAGCACCCACGGCAGCAUUCAGCUGCCUCCGCUGCAGCAUGAACUGCCCGUGUUGCACCAGCAGAACUGGCCUGGAGACCAGCAGCAGCCCCAGCAGGAUGAUGUGCAGCAGCGACCUGCGGAACAGCAGGACUGUCACGAAAGGCUGCAUGUACCGCAGUUCGGCACAGCGGGGGUUUACGAGGUCUCAACAGCAGCAGCAGCAGAGGGAGGAGUCACAACAGGAGCAGCAGCUGUGAAUGGCCCUUUGGUAGCCUCUGAUGUAGGCGUUCAAGGUUGUGCUGCCGAGAAGGGACCGGAACAGCAGCAGACGAGGCAGCAACAGUUGCUGCAGGAAACGCCUUUUUUCGGUCUGGGUCAUAGCACAGACUCAGCUGUGACUGAGGCUUCAGGCAGCAACUUAAGGCAAGCUAACAACUCCGUUGGGGGUUCCCACACCUUCACUGGAGCAGCGCCCCUCCCAGUGUGGCCUCCCUAUUUGCAGCUCUGA